CGCGCGUGCAAGACACAGUAUGUUGCUACUCAACGUUUAACCUUCAGGUUCGACUGGCCUCAUUCCCACCUUUUGGUUCAUUCUCUCGGGAUGGCAUCCAGAAAGCCAUACUUCGGCAAGUGCAGGAAGCUGGUACUCUCACUGGAUAUUGGGACCACCUUCAGCGGCGUGAGCUAUAGCAUCCUCGAUCCUGGAGAGAUCCCUAGAAUCAAUGGGGUCAGAAGGUUUCCUGGACAGGAGGGCACUGCUAGUGAUUCAAAGAUCCCGUCUGUUGUGUACUAUGACAAAGAAGGAGGAGUUCGUGCUUGUGGCGCGCAGGCAACACUAUCCCAUGUACUUCUCGAAGCGGAGGAUGAGAAAUGGAUUAAGGUGGAGUGGUUCAAACUCCACCUUCAGUCGCACAAUGAACUGGCAGCGUUCAGCGAUGAAGAAAUGAAGUACAACUUCAUGACGCCUGUCCCGCCCGGCAAGACAAUCAUUGACAUAUACGCUGAUUUUGUUUCGUAUUUGUACAGAUGCACCCGAUCGUAUAUUGUUGAGACGCAUGCCGGAGGAGAUGUCCUCUGGAAAUCAGUAGAGGGAAACAUUGAUUUUGUUUUUAGCCAUCCCGAUGGUUGGGGUGGCUGGCAGCAAACCAAAAUGCGCCAUGCUGCUGUGCAAGCAGGUCUCAUCCCAGACAGUUUGGAAGGCCAUGCUCGAGUCCAAUUUGUGACGGAAGGAGAAGCAAGCAUUCAUUAUUGCAUCGCCAGUGGCUUAGCCAUUGAUUCUAUCAAGGAUGACAAAACCGUCAUGAUCGUCGACGCCGGAGGAGGAACCGUGGAUAUUAAUACAUAUCAGAUAGCAAACGAUGACACACUGUCUAUGGAAGAGAUUGCUCGACCGGAAUGUAUCUUCCACGGAUCGACUAUUGUCAGCUUUCGUGCGCGGGACUUCUUAAAACUAAAGCUGUCCAAAUCCACUUUUGGCAACGAUGAGGACAUUGAAGAAAUGUUCAAGCAGUUUGACAAGUCUGCGAAGCCGACGUUCAGCAGCCCUGGUGACUCAGUCUUCAUCAAAUUUGGGUCCAUGCGGGAUAGAGAUCUCAAAGCUGGCAUCAGGAACGGGCAGCUAGCUCUGUCCGGAGACGAAGUUGCCUCAUUCUUUGAGCCAUCCAUAUCGGCUAUCAAGCAAGCUAUCAAGAGGCAGUUGGACGAGGCAGAAAAACCAGUAUCGACUGUCUUCCUUGUCGGAGGAUUUGCUGCCAGCCCUUAUUUGUUCUCUCAAUUGAAUGAAUACUGCGUAACCCUCUGUGUCGCAUUUUCAAGGCCGGACAACCAUACGCAUAAAGCAGUGGCCGAGGGCGCCAUAUCAUAUUACCUCGACCACUUUGUCUCUGCUCGUAUUGCUCGCUUUACAUACGGGACCGAUUGCGUGACUGACUAUGACGCUGCAAAUCCUGAGCACGCAAGGAGGUCUAAUAACGUUCAUUCGAAUGCCUCUGGCCGACGGGUGGUUGGUCCAUGUUUUUCAACUAUUCUCGAGAGGGGAACCAAAAUAUCCGAGGAGGCUGAGUUCGAGAAACCUUUCAUCCAAGAAUCACUGUACUCCUAUAAACUUGAUACUAUCGAAGCGGAUAUCCUCCGGUACAAGGGAUCCAUGAAGAAUCCGCGAUGGACCGACAGCGAACCCGACAUGUUUUCGAAGUUGUGCACGGUAACCGCAGACACGUCUAGCGUUCCGAAAAUGCCCGUAUUGGGAAAGACGGGCAUUUAUUAUAAGCAAAAGUAUCGUGUUGUGCUGUCGUUUGGUCUGACGGAAUUGAAGGCGCAGUUAAGUUGGAUCGAGAAUGGGGAGGAACGAAGGGGUCCUGCUACGAUUGUCUAUGACGACGAACUCGCGAUUCAGUAGUCAUGCAAUAUGAACGCACAGCGCCUAGGCUGCCGCGGAGAUGUAGUACACUGCGUUGAAAUGAUUAAGGUGGCCUUGAACAGGAGGAAAUGUAUGACUACUGACUGGGUUCAGGGGGGGUGGGUUAGCAGAACGAGGGCAAAAACGUGCUCAUGCGUAUCAUAUCUUCAUGUCUAUGUAUGCGGCUCGGUCACCACAGGAGCGACGCACUGUUUUCAGGUUCCUUUCUUCGGAUUGCGUGCCGAUGUGUCAAUGUACAUGGUAAUCCUUGUCCACAAUUAUGAGCGAAAGUUACGG
This is a messenger RNA of Laetiporus sulphureus 93-53, 2184 nucleotides long. RefSeq lists its product as uncharacterized. Bases 91 to 1887 code for a protein of 598 amino acids. The transcript is spliced from 13 exons. The record is from RefSeq and is a predicted model, not a curated record. Lineage: Eukaryota; Fungi; Basidiomycota; Agaricomycetes; Polyporales; Laetiporaceae.